This is a messenger RNA of Nicotiana attenuata, 726 nucleotides long. RefSeq lists its product as uncharacterized. Bases 1 to 726 code for a protein of 241 amino acids. The record is from RefSeq and is a predicted model, not a curated record. The transcript has a single exon. NCBI's taxonomy places the organism in Eukaryota, Viridiplantae, Streptophyta, Magnoliopsida, Solanales, Solanaceae.
AUGGUACUUUCAUGGCUGCUCAACUCCUUGUCCAAAGAGAUAGCUGAGAGUGUUCUCUAUUCACAAAGUGCAAAGGAUUUAUGGAGUGACCUGGAAGACAGAUUUGGUCAAGCAAAUAGAGCAAAGCUCUUCCAACUACAAAAUGAGCUAAGUUCAGUGGUGCAAGGAAAUUCAAGUGUUUCAACUUACUUCACCCAAAAGAAGAGCCUAUGGGACAAAUUAGAUGCACUCAACACAUUUGCUGCCUGUGUUUGUGAGUGUGAGUGUGGAGCAAAGGUCAAGAGUUUGAAAGCACACCAAGAGGAGAGACUGAUGCAGUUCCUAAUGGGACUUAAUGACAUAUUUAUUGGAGUAAGGAGUAACAUUUUGUUGGCAUCGCCUUUACCUUCCAUUCAAGAGGCAUACUCCCUUGUGAUUCAAGGUGAGAAACAGAGGGGGAUACAUGCUACCCCUGCAUACUCAAGGGAAUCUGCCUCAUUCAUUNCAAGGAAAAUGCUGGAAUUGUACCAUUGCAAGAAGCAUGGACAUAACAUAGAUAAGUGCUAUAGGAUUCAUGGGUUUUCAGCAGAUUUCAAGUCCACAAGAAAGAAAAGGUUUCAUGGAGGUGCCCAGCCAAACAAUGCUUUCCUUUCAAACGAGGAAUGUGAACAGGGAAUAGAAAAUGCAACAGGAGGUCAGAAUCUUACGAAGGAGAAUGUAGCUGAACUGCUGCAUCUCCUUCAGUAA